AUGGAUCAACAGCUAAAACUUCUUGAGGACGACUGCGCGGCUUAUCGUCAGCUUAUUGAUUACUUGAAGGAAAAGCACUCAAAUGCAGAUAUCGCGUCGUAUAAACAAACACUACGGAAUCUCAAGCAUUUUUACUUCCUUGGACGGCACUAUUUUACAAACUGCGCUGGCUUAGUGGAUAAGGAGAGCGAGUCAGUCGCUUGCCGACCAUGUUCUAGAGAGAUAAACGGUUUUCGGCUUGGACGACUGCCAGAUCGACUCGUCGAUUGGCCGGAGAUAAAUGCCGCAUGGGGACAGCUAGUUCUGCUGUUAGAUGUUUUGAUGCAGCGUGCGGGUGUCAAAAGAGAUAAUUUCAAGCUCAUAACUAUGUGCAGCCACUCAUGUAUACAGUAUAAACGUUCCACUGGUGAAGAAGUGAGAUAUCCGUUAUUCGCAUCUGGUAGUUGGAAGCCGUUUGGAAACAACAACAUGGAUAGUGGGAUCAUGGCUUAUUUGCAGUGCUUCGAGUUGCUUCGUACUACACUACAG
Ostertagia ostertagi is the source of this 528-nucleotide messenger RNA. The record is from the annotation of a GenBank genome assembly. Lineage: Eukaryota; Metazoa; Nematoda; Chromadorea; Rhabditida; Trichostrongylidae.